CAAAACUGUGAUUGUUUAAAUUAUAUGUAAAAAAAAAAAAGAACAUUUUUAAACUCAAUUUGAGGAAGAAGUGUUUUUUUGUGAAAAGUAGAAAAAACUUGUAAAAAUGAUAACAUACAAAAACAAUGCCAUUGGUCAGGUAUCACCUGCAAAUGCAACAACGACCAACUCAACUCCCGUCAAGGCAUUCGUCAAUAAUCCCCAAAUGCAACAGCAAAUUGUCAACAUACAAAAUUUGCAAAACAUUCCGCAUCAAUUUAUUCAGGCGGCGGCAGCGGGCAACCAGACUGUGAUUCAACAGAAUCCAUCUGGCAAUAAUAUGUUCUCGAUUGUGCAACCAAUGCAGACGGUGACAAUCGAUGGCCAAGAGGCUUUUUUCAUUCCCAAUAUAAAUUCGCAGCUUGCCGGAGCGCAACCAAUCAAUUUUAACGGGCAGCAAGCGUUUCUUGCUCCCAAUGGUCAGAUUAUUCGCGCCCCACUUCCGCAAGCGACUAAUAACACUGUGCUUCCAGCUCAGUUUAUUCAGAAUCUCGGUCAGACGAUGCAGCUGCCGAGUCAGGUUGCAUCGGGAGGUGGGAAUGGCGAAGCAAUGUUGACUAUUCCUGGGACGAAUAUUCAAAUUCCCAUUGCCCAUUUGACUAAUGCCAAUGCUGUAGUUCAGCAAGGUGCUGGGAAUAGUCAGAAUGCAGCAGCAGCAGCUGUUCAAGCUGCUCAGCAGCAACAACAACAACAACAAUCUCAGCAGCAACAAGGACAGUCGCAAUCACCGCAGCAGCAGGCGGCUGCUGCUCAAGCUGCUGCUCAGAAUCAAGCAAAUCAGCAAGCGGCUAAUACGACGACACUUCCGGCGACGAUAACGAUUCCCGGAACGAACAUUACAAUACCCACUUCGAUGGCAGCGGCAAAUGGUCUUCUUGGAAACAUUGGUAAUCUUUUAGGCCAGAAUCUAAAUACAAUCAAAGUGGAAGGACAAAAUAUACAAUUGCGUCCGGCGGGAACUUCUAUUCCGCAUGUUGUGCAGUUUCCCUCAGCUCCCAUUGCACAAACUGUAGCUGUUCAGAUACCCAUUCAAACGGCUAAUGGGCAAACUAUAUACCAAACUGUCCAUGUGCCAGUUCAGCAGUUGGGAAUGCAAGGUUUGAUGCAGCAAUCUCCACAAAUGCAGAUUAUUCCACAAUUUACACAAUUUGCUAAUGUUAUUACGCCAAAUGGACAAAUACAACAGGUGCAAUUGUCACCUAUCAAUCCAAUGGCUUUGCAUGCUGCUCAGCAGCAUCCGAAUGUUAUUAUAAAUCAAUCGAAUUUACAAAAUGUUGCAGCGGCUGCUGCAGCAGCAGCUAAUCAGGGUAACAAUGCGCAGGGUGGUCAGCAGAGUAGUAACGCGGGAGGAGGUGGUGGAGGGAAUAGUGGUCAACAGCAGCAGCAACAAGCGAAUCAAAGUCAACAACAGGCUCAGCAAGAAGCAAAUGCAGCAGUUGCUCAACAACAACAACAGCAACAACAACAGCAGCAGCAACAACAACAACAACAGCAACAGCAACAACAUAAUCAGCCCAUCACGAUAACCAACGCUCAAGGCCAACAGUUAACCGUGAUUCCAGCUCAAGCUCUACAACAAUUUCGACCAGCAGCACCAGCUAAUACCAGCAACAUAAUUCAUUUGCCAAAUCUACCUGGUCUUCAGGCAUUGCCAAUACAAAAUAUUCCCGGCAUAGGAAAUGUUCAAAUAAUCCAAGCACAUCAGCUGCCACAAAAUAUUCAAGGUUUUCAGAACUUUCCCGGCGCCCAGGUAAUUUCUGCAAAUGUUGCUCAGCAAACCAGUAAUCAACAGAAUCAACAGCAACAAGGGCAACAACACCAGCAGCAACAGCAUCAGCAAGUAAUUGUAACGGCUUCAAAAAACGAGUCGCAGUCUCCUCCCCAGAUUACACAGACGCUUAUCGCGAAUAUUAAACAAGAGCCACCAGAUAUAAAAUGGGUAACAGCCACUGCAGCUACUCCACAGCAACAACAGCAGUUGCAACAACAAUUGCAGCAGUUACAAGCAGCCCAACAGCAACAACAACAACAGUUGCAACAACAGCAGCAGCAGGCUCAACAACAACAACAGCAGGCGCAACAACAAGCGCAACAACAAGCGCAACAGCAAGCGCAACAGCAGGCGCAACAGCAACAGCAGCAACAAGCCGCACUUCAUCAAAAUUCAAAUGCGAAUAUCACGGUUACAGAAGUUUCGACCCCAAGUCCAAUUCACGUUGCGUCGCCGGGGCAAGCUCAGCAGCAACAAAAUGCACAGCCAACUUUCACAACUGUCUCAGUGGGCAAUACCAGCAUAAUGCAAAUUCCAGCGACUAGCACUUCCUCUGGACACCAACAAGUGCAACCGCAACAACAAACGCCAAACACUCAAGUGUCGAGUCAUCACCAGCCACAACAGGGCCAAACCUCUGUCAACGUCAACAUCAGCGUCAAUGACAGUUCAAGUGAAACAAAACCGCGACUUAAACGCGUCGCAUGCACCUGUCCCAAUUGCAAAGAAGGUGAAAAGCACUCUGAUCGCAAGAAGCAACACAUCUGCCACAUACCCGGCUGCAACAAGGUCUAUGGCAAAACCUCUCACCUGAGAGCUCAUUUGCGAUGGCACACUGGCGAGCGUCCUUUUGUCUGCUCGUGGCUCUUCUGUGGCAAACGUUUCACGCGAUCUGACGAAUUGCAACGCCAUCGCCGAACCCACACCGGCGAAAAGCGAUUCCAAUGCAGAGAAUGCAACAAAAAGUUCAUGCGCAGUGACCAUCUCUCCAAGCACAUCAAAACCCACUACAAAUCGUCGCGCUCCCAGCUCGACUUGAUGGAAUCAUCCAUCAAAGAAGAAAAAGAACUUGAAAGCAUAGUGGCGGGUUUGGGUCAUAUGACAGGUGCAAAGACCAUAACCAGUUCCAAUGGGAUUGUAACAAUUGAACUACCAUCGGUUGCAGGCUCAACCAGUGACAUGGGCGGUACACUCAGCCAAUCGCCAGAGCCAUCAUCGGAUGGCAGUUGCCCCGAAGACGAUAGCGGUGAUGAGGAGAAAAUGAUGAUCACAAUUGGCGAUAUGCCCGAUAUGGUUGGUGAGAAUUCCAACUAGCAUACGGGCACCCUGUUCAUGGAACAGUUUGGGAACUUCGACUCCAGUGGCAAAUUUACCUUCGAAGAGUUUUAAUUCGCAGCAUGUAGCAUGCUAUUAGGAUGCCUGCAGCGUCUGUCUGUCUGUCCUUUUUUCUCUGUGUACAUAGUUUUUGCUUUAAUCAAAGGUUUUACUUUAUUUUUUUUUAUGUUUAAAUAGACUUUAUAAUUCACUUCACUUGACUUCCCUUCCUUUCUUCCUAUCUCUAUCUCUCUCUUACACAUAAAAUGUAUCAUAAUAAGUUUAAGAUAAAACCCAGAAAAAACAAAAAUAUUCUCACAUAAAGUGAGUUAUUAUAAAAAAAAAGAAAAAAAAA
This is a messenger RNA of Episyrphus balteatus (marmalade hoverfly), 3479 nucleotides long. It is a transcript of the gene Spps, whose product is annotated as transcription factor Sp4. Gene Ontology annotation, molecular function: DNA-binding transcription factor activity, RNA polymerase II-specific; RNA polymerase II cis-regulatory region sequence-specific DNA binding. The record is from RefSeq and is a predicted model, not a curated record. Gene Ontology annotation, biological process: regulation of transcription by RNA polymerase II. NCBI's taxonomy places the organism in Eukaryota, Metazoa, Arthropoda, Insecta, Diptera, Syrphidae. The coding region runs from base 107 to 3124 and encodes 1005 amino acids. The transcript has 2 exons.